Molecule: messenger RNA, 1793 nt
Organism: Musa acuminata AAA Group (dessert banana)
Lineage: Eukaryota; Viridiplantae; Streptophyta; Magnoliopsida; Zingiberales; Musaceae
Product: protein DETOXIFICATION 18-like
Exons: 7
Coding region: 43-1470 (475 amino acids)
Biological process (GO): xenobiotic detoxification by transmembrane export across the plasma membrane
Cellular component (GO): membrane
Molecular function (GO): antiporter activity; xenobiotic transmembrane transporter activity
Source: RefSeq, a predicted model, not a curated record
CAUGGCCUCGUCUCCAGCGCUGCAGUCUUCUCACUUGGAGCCAUGGCUUCAAUGCUUCCCUUGCUGCGUGGCAAGGAGAAGGGACGGGCAUGGUGGACGCGGCUCAUCGACGUGUCUGAGGCCAGGGCUCAGCUCUUCUUCGCCUUCCCCAUGAUCCUCACCAACGUGUCCUACUACGCCAUCACCCUCAUCUCCGUCAUGUUCGCCGGCCAUCUCGGCGACGUCGAGCUCGCCGGCUCCACUCUCGGCAACUCCUGGGGUACUGUCUCUGGGUUAGCCCUCAUGACUGGCUUGAGUGGGGCUCUCGAGACGCUCUGCGGUCAAGGAUACGGCGCAAAGCUGUACCGAAUGCUCGGGCUAUACUUGCAAUCAUCCAUCAUCAUAUCCACCUUCUUCUCCAUCUUCGUCUCCCUGCUGUGGUACUACUCAGAACCCGUAUUGAUCUGGCUGCACCAAGAGCCCGAGGUGUCGAAAAUGGCGGCUCUUUAUCUCAAGUAUCUCAUUCCGGGCGUCUUUGCAUUCGGCUCCCUGCAGUGCAUGUUGAGGUUUCUGCAGACGCAGACAGUGGUGAUCCCUCUGGUCGUGUGCUCAGUGGUUCCACUCUUCGUCCAUGUCGGGUUGACAUACGCUACGGUCCAUGUCUUCGGCCUUGGGUUUGUGGGCACGUCGCUCUCUGCUUCCAUAUCACUGUGGAUAUCCUUUAUAAUGUUGGCAAUCUACGUGAGCUGCUCCAUAAAGUUCAGACACACUUGGGAAGGGUUUUCUGCAGAAGCCUUUCACCAUAUAAUUCCCUGCAUGAAGUUGGCUAUUCCCUCGGCUGUGAUGGUGUGCCUCGAGUACUGGGCGUUCGAGAUCUUGGUCUUGCUCGCAGGGCUCCUACAGAACUCGGAACUGAGUACCUCGCUGGUCGCGAUGUGCGUGAACACAGAAGCAAUUGCGUUCAAUGUCACAUAUGGAUUCAGUGCGGCUGUGAGCACACGCGUGUCGAAUGAGAUCGGUGCUCGAAACGUAGAGAAGGCCAAGAAUGCGGUGUCAAUGACACUGAAGCUGGCUGUGUUUCUCGAGGUGACAGUGGUUCUUCUGCUGGCUUUUGGCCAUGAUCUAUGGGCAAGCUUUUUCAGCAACAACCAGGAGAUCAUAAAGGCAUAUGCCUACAUGACUCCCCUGCUCACAGUAUCCAUUCUCCUGGACUCAGCUCAGGGAGUCCUAUCAGGAGUCUCCAGAGGAUGCGGCUGGCAGCACCUGGCGGCACUGACUAAUCUAGUGGCGUUUUAUGUGAUCGGCAUGCCAUUGGCACUUCUUUUCGGCUACAAAUUGGGUUUCCAAGCUAAGGGGCUAUGGAUGGGUCUGAUUUGUGGCCUCUUCUCUCAGACCUGCGCCCUCAUAGUUAUCACUGUUCGCACAAAAUGGACAAGAACAGAGCUCGCAGACGAGGAUGGAGAAAGUGAGGUGCUUGUCUAUACAGGAUGAAUGUUACAUGAGACCCAAAACAGUUCAUUCAUGCUACAUACCACCACCACCGAAGUAAUCUAUCCUGUGGCAUUGUCUUCUCUUCUUCCUUUUUACCCAUUUUUAUUUUUAUUCUUGACAAAAUAUCAUGCUAAUCUUCUUGAGAGUGUGUGUGAUGAUCUAAGCUUUUGUAGCUAUUUAUAAUAGCUGUAUUGUUUUUGUUUUGGGUUGUUGAUCAAGCAAUAAGUGUAUGCUGCCUGUAGCAUCCACAAAGAUGUUAGCAAUAAAUCAUGUAAAUAUUCUUCCUCGAUGUUAAAUAAAUAUACUAGUGUUAGAGUUGGUCA